Panonychus citri (citrus red mite) is the source of this 3999-nucleotide messenger RNA. RefSeq lists its product as uncharacterized. The record is from RefSeq and is a predicted model, not a curated record. The transcript is spliced from 4 exons. The coding region runs from base 1 to 3999 and encodes 1332 amino acids. Gene Ontology annotation, molecular function: nucleic acid binding. Lineage: Eukaryota; Metazoa; Arthropoda; Arachnida; Trombidiformes; Tetranychidae.
AUGGUAAGUCCUUAUAACUUGGAAUCAUCAAAUCAACUCUCCAAGAACCAGAAGAAGAAGGAGAAUAAAAGGAAAAGACGUCAGAAAGCCAUCAGUGAAGGUAACCUUCGAGCUAAGAUGGCUUAUCUUGAGAAGAGAGCUGCAUAUACUCAGCGAGCAGCUAUGACUAACCACGAGUUGGGUCUUUAUUAUAUUGAACAAGCUGGAAAAUGUCCAGAUAUGUUCCUAGGUUUUACUUGUCCUUGUUGUGACCUCAGGUCUUUCACUUUAGGUGAUUAUUUAUCUCAUCAAUGUCAGUGUUCCUACAGUGUCUGUAGAAUGAGUGAUGUGUUCGCCACAACCGAUUCACCGCAACAGUUACCACAGUUAACUUCAUCAACAGUACCAUCUUUGAACGAUCAAUUAUCGUCAAACAUUGAUCACUUAUUCGCUCAACUGUCUGAGAUGAUUUCCCAAGAAGUGAUCAACAAUCAACCAGUGCCACAGUCGUCUCCGUCAUUUUCUCAAGAAGUUGAUGCUCUAUUCAGUCAAUUUUGUGAAGAGCUGGGUCAACAAUCAACAUUACAACAAAUAUCAUUGGAGGAUAUUGAUGAUUUAUUACGGGAUACACAAGUAGAGAAUGAACAAUCAAUCUUACCUGUUACCGGAGUACCCACUUCAGUUAUCAAGUUUGCUGUUUAUGAUGUCAGUACCUUAAUCAAUGUAAUGUUUAAUGAAAUAAUAAGGGUAUUAUCUCAUGAACUAUUGGUUAAAAAGUUGAUAAAAUUCCAUUUCUGUUUACAUAUGACCUUUGAGAAAGAUAAUGGUAAUGAAGGAAUUGUACAAAAAAUGGACUACAUCUGGACAAGGUUAACAACUUUGAUGCAGGCCGAUGAUAUUAUCAAUUUAGUUACUGAUUCUCUCCAUGGAUUAGAGUCUCAAAUAGAUGAAUAUUCUCAAAGAGGAAGUGGAUGGCGUCUGAUAAAAAUUGAUACAAUUGAACUUCGCAUCUUAAAGUUCAGACCAAUUAAAGGUGGUUGCAUGCAACAUCCUCUUCCAACAGAGUUGAUGAAGAAGACAAAGUCCAUACGAACUGUUAAAUGUAUAACUGAUUGUUUCAUGUAUAGUGUAUUAGCUGGUCUUCAUCCGCUGGAUCAUGCUGAACGAACAUCGAGAUAUAGUGACCUUAUUGAUAGGUAUGAUUUUUCUAUGGUUCGUGGCAUAGUCGAAUUACACCAAAUUUCUCGAUUUGAGAAGAGAAAUAACAUCUCAGUGAAUGUUUAUACAUUUGAUGAAGAGGAUAAAAUUGUGAUUCCACUCAAAGUAGUCAAAGAUGAAUGUUCUAAACAUGUAAACUUAUUUUUGUACAAUGAACAUUUUCAUACAAUCACUCGUCUUGAAUCUUUUGUGCGAGGUAAAAAUCACGCUUACUGCUGUCCAAGAUGUCUCUAUCAUUUUCGAGAAAGACAAAAACUAAGUGAUCAUCUUGAGUUUUGUAAAAAAGUCGACCCACAACGUGUAUCAAUGCCAAGUGGUGAAUAUCUUCACAUCUGUCGUAAUAAAUACAACAAAGAGUCAAAGCAUCCUUUUAUGAUUUACGGUGACUUUGAAACUCUGUCAAUUCCAACAGCUAAUGUUACUGGUGAAAUUAAACUUAAUGAACCAUGUAGUUUUGGUUUGAUUGUGGUUAACUGGAGACAAGAAGUGAUCCAUUCAAAAUUUUAUCGUGGAAAUGAUGUGGCUCUUGUUUUCCUUAGAGAAUUGUUAAAUUUGCAACCAUUUCUUGAUCAAUACUUCAAAGACAAUACUUUCCCCAACGUAAAUAUGACACCAAAUGAUGAACUGAUAAUGCGUAAUUCAAAGUAUUGUCACAUUUGUUUGCGAGUACUCGGUAAAGGUACAAUUGUUCGUGAUCAUGAUCAUCUAACCGGUAAAUUCAGAGGAGCGGCCCAUCAGGAAUGUAAUAUUAAUUACCAAGUACCCAAAGAUGUUCCUGUGGUUUUCCAUAAUUUGAAAAACUUUGAUGGUCACAUCAUUAUCAAAGCCCUAGAAAGUGGAAUGUUCAACAGGCCACCGACCAUCCUCGCACAUACAAUUGAAAAGUAUAUUGGAUUUCAACUGGAUAGAUUCAAGUUCAUUGAUAGUUUGGCAUUUUUACCAUCUAGUUUGGAUACACUUUCAUCCCAAUUAAAUGUGGAUAAAAAAGAAAAAUUUAUUAAACAGGCGUUUCCAGGAGAUGUUUCACUGUUAUUGAAGAAAGGAUCUCUUCCAUAUGAGUAUCUGGAUUCACAUGAGAGGUUCAGUGAAACAUCAUUACCUCCCAUCGAAAAAUUUUACUCUACAUUGACUGAUUCAAAUAUAAAUCAAGAAGUGUAUGAUCAUUUGAAUGAAAUUUGGACCAAAUUCAAUUGUCAAUCAUUAGGUGAUUUCCAUGAUAUUUACCUAAAGGUUGAUGUUUAUUUACUUGCUGCAGUGUUUGAAAAUUUCAGGGGGACAAGUAUUGAAUUUUUCAACAUUGAUCCACCUCAUCAUUGGUCAGCACCAGGCUUAACAUGGGCUGCAGCACUUAAAACAACUUGCAUCAACCUCACUUUGUUUUCUAAUCUGGACAUGUUGAUGAUGAUUGAAAAAGGGAUCAGAGGAGGAUUAACUAUGGUCAGCAAGAGACAUGUUGUCGCUAAUAAUCCCCAAGUUCCCAAUUAUGAUCCAUCAAAGCCACAAACUCACAUUAUUUACUUGGAUGUGAAUAACCUUUAUGGGUAUGCAAUGACUCAAAGAUUACCUGUUAGAGGAUUUAAGUGGGUUGACAUUAAUUCAUCAGAUACAUUAUUAGAUGAUAUUUUAUCAACACCAGAUGACAAUGAUUAUGGUUUCUUUGUUGAAGUAGAUCUAGAGUAUCCUCCAGAGAUUCACGAUCUACAUAAUGAUUACCCUCUUGCACCAGAAAGGAGAGAGAUCACAAGGGAAGAGCUGAGUGAUUACCAAAAGUCACUUCUUGUGAAUGUUGAAUCACAAGGUGUUAAAUAUCGACCAACACCAAAAUUAAUGACUACAUUUUAUAAAAAGGAGAAAAUGGUUCUUCAUUAUCGAACUUUAAAGUUCUACAAGGAAAAGGGAAUGUUAAUAACAAAACUCCAUCGUGUUAUCACCUUCUACCAAGAGGUCUGGCUCAAGACAUAUGUUGAUUUCUGUACUGUACAGAGACAAUUAGCUACCAACACUGCUGACAGUAACUUUUGGAAGCUGAAUGUUAAUGCUCUUUAUGGGAAAACUAUUGAAAAUGUAAGGAAUCAUCUCAAUGUAGUUGCAGUUGAUACACCUAGUAGAGCCAACUUCCAACUGAGAAAAGAGCUUUGUGAACGGUUCUUGAUCUUGAACGAUAAUUUGGCUCUGGUUCAGAUUAAAAAAGCAAGAGUUGUCAUGAACAAGCCAAUAUCAGUAGGAUUCUCAAUUCUUGAACUUGCUAAAUUAAAAAUGUAUGAAUUACAUUAUGAUAAGUUCAAGAAUCAUUUCAAUGAUAAGAUUCAGUUGAUUUACACUGAUACUGAUUCUCUCAUCUAUGAAGUUGAAACUGAUAACUUGACACAAGAUUUUCAAUCAUUGUUGGAAAUCAUGGACUUUUCCAAUUAUGACCCUUCCAGUCCCCUCUAUUCAACUGAUAAUCACCGAAAGAUUGGUUACUUGAAGGAUGAAAUGGGUGGAAAGCCAAUUCAUGAAUUCAUUGGGAUCAAACCAAAGCUCUAUGCUUUCAAGACUGAUGAUGGUACCAAGAAAGUGGCCAAAGGAGUUCAGAGGUCAACAUUGAAGAAUAAAAUUGAUUAUGAUGAUUAUGUUAGGUGUUUAUUUGAUGAGAAUGUACAUAGUGAAAAUGUAACAAGAUUAGGGUCACGAAAUCAUCAAAUUAGUUUAAUUAAACAAAACAAAAUAGCUUUAUCACCAUUUGAUGAUAAGAGAUUUCUUUUAAAUGAUAAAAUUAAUAGUUAUGCUUAUGGUCAUCAUAAAUCAAAUGAAACAUUGUAA